CAUAUUGCAUACCGCCCCACACCACUCCCACAGCCCCAGUGAUGCAAAGGGAAGCCCUGGCUCGGCAGGCAUUCAACUAGGAGCUUACUCAACUAACUGACACACAGCACCUUCUCCUGCGAAAAAGCGAGUGCCACAAGACAAUUCCUCAUCCCUUCUUGAAGAUGAAGAGCUAGGUAUGGAGGCCGCCAGCUGGCAGCUGAACAACACAUCCAUUAAUGGCCACAGUGAAACUGCAACCACAGUCCGUUUCCCCAGCUGGGUGACUUUUGAUGACAAUGAAGUUAGUUCCAUUUCUCCAAUAACUGUAUCUCCUGUGAAACAAGAAUGCUCCUCAUUAGCAGAAGCAGCAACAACAGCAACCACACAGGCCAUAGAUGUGAACUCUAGUACCCCCUUAUCCUUUAAAAAAAGGGAACGCCCCAGGAGCACCUUGAGUGAUCUCUCUAAAGUUCAGAAGCUAGAUCUUUCUUCCAUAACCUGGUUGCCAUCAGUUGGUGGAACACCUCCAUGGAGUGCUACUAAUCCUUUCCUUGAUGUAUCACUAAGGGAUGUUCAACCUUCUCCUAUCAAUCCAUUCAGUUCCUUCUUUGAGGAAAGGGAUAGGCGUUCCCAACGCAACUCUCUCUCUGGAAUCCCUAGGAAAAACCAGAGAGAUUCUCUUCUUAUUGUUCAUCAAGAACCUGAUUCCAUUAGCUUCAAUGAGCCAAGUAAACAUCUCAGACACAGAGAUGCUAUUGAACAACUCAAGCAACUCCAUAUUGGGGAUCCAGAUCAGCUGAACAUCCUCAGUUUGCCAGAUGAUGACCCCACAGUCCCCACUGAGCUGGAUAGUACCUUGUCCACUUUGGGGCCACCUCAGCAAAAAGAUGGCUGGCCAAUGAUGCUGAGGAUACCAGAAAAGAAGAAUAUAAUGUCUUCUAGGCACUGGGGUCCAAUAUAUGUCAAACUGACAGACAGCAAAUAUUUACAGCUCUUCUAUGAAAAGGGACUGGAAAAGCCUUUUAAGGAGUUCAAGCUUGAAAUAAAUCACGAGAUUUCAGAACCCAAGCUUCAAAACUAUGAUGAAAAUGGAAGGAUACACAGUGUAAGAAUAGACCGUGUCACCUACAAGGAAAAAAAGAAAUACCAGCCAAAGCCAGCUGUUUCUCACAUAGCAGAAAAGGAACAGGUUAUUAAGCUAGGCACCACCAAUUAUGAUGAUUUCCUUAGCUUUAUCAGGGCAGUUCAGGAUUCAUUGAUGGAUUUGCCUGCUUCCUCAACAGACUUAAGCACAGUGGGACUGAACUACCAAGAGGAGGAAAUCACUAUUGAUGUAAAGGAUGAAUUCUAUGGAAUUUUGGCCGAAGGAGACAACAGGAUCUUGCAGCAUAAUGUAUUGACACGAGUGCAUGUGCUCAGUUUUCUUUCAGGACUGGCAGAAUGUAGGCUGGGCCUCAACGACAUCCACGUUAAAGGGAAUGAAAUUGUUUUGCGGCAGGACAUCAUGCCGACUACCACUACCAAGUGGAUUCAGUUGAAUGACUGCCGUUUCCAUUCAUGUGUGGAUGAGGAGGCAUUUGCCAAUGCCCGUGUCAUUAUGUUUAACCCUUUAGAUGCUUGCCGAUUUGAACUGAUACGCUUUAGGAGUGUGUUUUCUGAGAAGACAUUACCUUUUACUUUAAGGGUUGCAGCUAGUGUCAAUGGUGCUGAGGUGGAGCUUCAGAGCUGGCUGAUGAUGUCACCAGGGUUCUCAUCCAACAGAGAUCCUCUAACUCAAGUCCCCUGUGAAAAUGUGAUGGUCCGUUAUCCUGUGCCACAUGAGUGGGUGAAAAACUUCCGGAGAGAUAGUGUCCUUGGGGAGAAGUCCUUGAAAGCAAAGGUGAACAAAACUGCUAGCUUUGGAUCCACCAGCGUGUCUGGUUCUGAGCCAGCAAUGAGGGUAACUCUAGGAACUGCCAAAUACGAGCAUGCUUUCAAUUCCAUUGUGUGGAGGAUAAAUCGCCUGCCUGAUAAAAAUUCUGUUGCAGGUCAUCCUCAUUGCUUCUUUUGCCACCUGGAGCUUGGCUCAGACCAGGAAGUGCCUUCUCGUUUUGUCCACUACGUGGAUGUCGACUUUGAUAUGCCAACCAGUUCAGCAUCCAAGGCUGCCAUUCGGUCCAUCUCUGUGGAAGGCAAGACGGACGUGAGGAAGUGGGUGAAUUAUGCAGCGCAUUACAGUUAUAAGGUGGGAAUAGAGAGGAAAAAAAGCUUGAAUCCAGAUAUCUUGGGAGAAGACACUGACAAUGCCAAGGAAUGUGCUGUACAGUGAAAGAAAGAAGUAGCAGCUGUUGUCUGAAAACACUAAAUGCAACAGGAUUUGAAGAAAAGGAACACUGCCUCACGUCAGUAGUCAGAUGAACCAGGAAGUAUUUGGAGUGUCAUUUCCCUCUCUUAAGCAAAUUCUUUUGAGAUUUGUUUGCAGCAGCUUAGUAUUUUGGGUAGAAUUACACUAAAUAUAUAGGCUUGCAGUGCACUCAAGCCUGUCUCCAUCUGUUCCAGUAUUCUUUCUAUAGCAAAAUAUCAGUAUUUUGUCAGCUAUAGCUAUCAUAAUCCUAGUCUGGUUAAGUAUUUUCCAACCAUACACUUGACAUUUCCUGAUGACUGGUAAUUCAGUCCUCAGUAGAGUUCUUCCAGGUGGUCUGCAACAACCCCGGGAGGGGGGGGGAAAUGGAGGCAUAGAAGAGACGCCAGAUAUUCCCUGUUUUCUGUCAUGCCUGUGGCUCACAAUGAGAAAUUGUAAACAACCUUUCCUCUCCGCUAGGUAGAUAGAGCCACUGGGAAUUCCAAAUGAAAGACACUUGAACUAACCUUUCCUAUAUGCCAUCUUUAAGCCAGAAUAUUUAAUACUGUAUACUUCCCUGGGUAAUGAGAAAUCUUUUAUGCAUUUAAUUAGAUACCAGGGUUAUUCUUUAGACAUGAUUUAGUUAUAGCUACCAGUUGGAAGGGACUAGGUGACUUUUGGAUCAUUCUUUCCUGGGAAGAUAGUGAGGGAAAACAGAUUUAAUCUCAGCUAGAUGUUUAGCUGGACUGGUUACCAUUUGUUUCCGAAGUCACUACUACUUUAAUAUACUACAGUUUAAGUUUUGAUGGGGUUGGUGGAAAGUUGCUUAAUUUUUUGUAAAUGCUGACAAUGCUACUUUCAAAUUCUGUCCAACAUUACCUUUUAUUUUAGAAAUACUGCAAAGUAAUAAUUUUCUGUGUUCCUAGGUAAUUAUUGUUAUUACUUUAUACAAGAUAGACAUAGUGGCAGCACAGAGAAGGUUUUUAUGAAUUCUUGAGUCCAUACAGUCUUUUUCAAAAAGACGAAAACUUGACUUUUUGAGAGUCUCAGCUUAUAAUUGUUCUUUAAGAAUCAAGUUUCUAGUUCACAAGGUUCUGGGAAUAUUCUUAAAAAUGUCUGGGCAUAUAUCUGAAGAACAUUCUGUGGCUAGAUAUUGGGGUUUCUGCGCUCUGCAUAUCCUUUUUUAUCCUCCCUAUGGUAAAAAAAAGUAAAGUUACCAAUCAUUAUAGGGGUUGUAGUCCACCAUACUGGGAGGAGCACCAGAUUGGUGAACAGCAAAUAUAAUCUAUAUUCUGGCUUUUUGUCAAGCAGAAUUUGGAGUACUUUUGAAUGCGUGUUGAUAUGUCUGUAUGAGUACACAGAAUCCUGUUGGGCCUCUUGCCUCUGAAGAUGCCAGCCACAGUUGCUGGCAAAAUGUCAGGAAAUCUGUUGUCUAGACCAUGGUCACUCAACCCUGAAGCCCAAUACUGCCCAACAGAUACUGGCUGUGAAAGUCUACAUACAGAAUCCUGUCUAGAAUAUUCUUCUGGCAUUGUAAUAAGUCCCAGCUUUAAGUAAAUUAUUAGGGCGAAACCAGAUGAAAUGAAGUUUUACAUAUCUUGUCUUAUAGAACAUAUUAUUCAAGAAAACAGGGUUUAACUCCUGUUCCCCUGGAAUUUUCUGGUUAUGAUGAAAUCAGUGUCCAAGAUUGUUACUUUUAUAAGGAGUGGAAGCUGUCAUUGGUACCAGUGGCAGAUUUACUCAUCGGCCAACAGCAAUUUCAAUAGAAGAGAAUAUAUGUAGCUCAGAGUGGAACUGUGGAGUCCUUGGUGUUCUCUGAGUCUGGUUGUUUGGUUGCAGACAUUUCAUUAUCCAACUAGGUAACAUCAUCAGUGCGAGUAAGUGUGGGGUUUACUCCCUGUUUAUGUCCAGUAGCUUGGCCUGCCAGUUUUAGUGGGGGUGUAAUUUUUUCCUGGUAGUUUCUUGAUUAGGGUAUUGUUUUCUGCUUGAUUGUUUGCCUGCUGUUAAUCGCUGCUUAUCUGGGUGUUGACUGUUGGAGAGGAUGUGCCCUGGUCUUUCUGUUUCCUUCUUAGCUUUUUUAUUGUCUCUUUUGAAUGGUGUGUAAAUAUGAUUUAUUUCUAUGUGUCUAUUGAAGGCUGAUUUGAUUGAAUGCCAAGUGUCCAGGAAUUCCCUAGUGAUUUUGGAUUUAGUUUGGUCUAGGAUGCUCGCAGCUUCCCUGUUGAAACUAUGGUUGAGUCUGUCCGUAUGCUGGGAGAUUAAGGAGUUCUCAUCGUGUCUUCUGACUGCUAGUUGGUGUUCAUGGAUGUGCUCUGCUAGUCUUUGCCUGUCUGUCCUCCAUAGUGGUUGUUAUAGUCCUUACACUGGGAAACUGUGAGCAUCCUAGACCAAGCUAAAUCCAAAAACAUCUUCAGCAAAGAGGGUUUCUUGAAUGACUGUCUGGAGGCACUUCAUCCGUGUGUGCAAGCAACAAAGGUCAAAGAGAGAGCAAUCGGUAUCUGAUGUACACUCCCUCCUUCAGACCUUGGACAGCACAUGACAACAUGCAAGCAAAGAACAAAUUGAACAGGACUGGGGUUAGUACACAAUCCUUCUUCACCCCAUUGGAAAUGGCAAAUGCAGCUGACGUAUCAGCAUUGUAAAGGACCUGUCCUGUAAUUAUGUCAUGGAAUAAGGAAUGAGGAGGAGGAGGAGGAGGAGGAGGAGGAAGGAAGGAGAAGGAAACCAAAAGACCAGAACACAUCCUCUCCAGCAGCCAACACCCAGAUAAGCAGGGAUUUAACACCAGGCAAACAAUGAAGCCGAAAACAAUAGCCUGAUCAAGGAACUACCAAGGAGAAAGCCACCCCCCCAACAAAGCUGACAGGGCAAGCAACUGUAUAUAAACAGGGAGCAAACCCCACACUUAUUUGUACUGAUGUUACCUAGCUGUGUAAUGAAACAUCUGCAAGCAAACAACCAACCUUUUUAAAAUACCAAUCAUGCCUCUGCAUUUGUAAUUAUAUAGCAUUUUCUGAUUUGGGUAUUCUGUAGGGCAAAAGAGUACAACAGGCUUUUGAUUGGCACAUUUCUGUUCUUUUCUCACUGCAUCUAGAGAAGCCUCCCACACUUCUGCCUAUGUCUCCUAGCUGCAUUGAACUGAAUGUUGUUCACUGGAGUUGGUUUGCACAUUUAGUUGCAAAUCAUAUUUAUCAAGUAUUUAAAUAUUAAGCAAUGUUGUCUGAACCAGCCCUUCACUUCAUUUAAAAGCUCCCUCAAAAAUUUCUGAUUACCUUUUUCAGGAAAUACUAAAACAUGAGCUUAAGUAGAAAUCUUUAAAAAUGCUUAUUUCACAUGCCCUGACAUAUGGGUAUGGUAGAAUAUUCAGGAAGCCACUUUUCACCUAAUCUCAGAGAAAAUGAUUUGGGGAAGAAGAAUGGACAUGGAGAAGAUUAUCUCUCUGUAAUAUAGAGCAUGGCCCAUGGAGAGUUUCAAAUGUAAAUAUUAACGUAUUUUGAAUGGUACCCAGAAGAUAUUCAUCCCCUGGCAACAAAGUUUAAUGUGCUCUGAGCAGUCAGUCCCCUUCAGGAUAUAUCCUUACGAAGACUGCACUAACAACAGUUUUAAGGUGUAAGGGAAUACGUGAUGAUUAGCAAAUAGCAGCCACUUCCUGUACUAAUGACUAACAAGAGAGAGGGAACUGUAGAAUUGAGAAGGAGAAGCUGAUAUUUGUGCCCUCACAAAUGAACCAUCGCUGUUGAUUAAUAACAUCUGCCUUAUGUAGAUUCACUUUCAAUUGACUUGUUGAUAUGCAGUCCAUUGUUCCAGUGAAUUGCAGAUUGUAACAUACCAUCUCAUUUAAGUCCUCCAUAUGGGCAAAAUCUUUCUAUGGUGUUGCCAGCUUUGUAAUGGGAAUCCCAUUAAUUUAUUGUGACAAUAAAUGUUACCUAACAUAAAGCAACCCCAAAGCCCUUAAAGACUUGUGAGGAUAAAUAAAAGGGCUUGCAUUGCAAUUAUGUCAUUGUUCAGUGCCUCCAUACAGGUAAGUCAUAACCUCUUGCACUAAUGUGAUUGUUGUUUUUUACAUAUUUUGUAAUAGGUUUCUACCUUUUAAUGUACUUUGAAAAAGUCUAUACACUGGCUAAUUCUUUUUAAAAGUAUUGUGACACUCCUCCAUCCCAUCAGAGAAAUGCCAUUUUGGAGUUUGGGAGGGACUGUUGAAUAAAUGCAAAUGAAAUUCCA
Molecule: messenger RNA, 6520 nt
Organism: Candoia aspera
Lineage: Eukaryota; Metazoa; Chordata; Lepidosauria; Squamata; Candoiidae
Product: stonin-2-like
Exons: 4
Coding region: 179-2290 (703 amino acids)
Biological process (GO): synaptic vesicle endocytosis; regulation of endocytosis
Cellular component (GO): clathrin-coated vesicle; synaptic vesicle
Molecular function (GO): clathrin-cargo adaptor activity
Source: RefSeq, a predicted model, not a curated record